This is a messenger RNA of Anopheles funestus (African malaria mosquito), 5160 nucleotides long. RefSeq lists its product as uncharacterized. Gene Ontology annotation, biological process: adenylate cyclase-activating G protein-coupled receptor signaling pathway; cell surface receptor signaling pathway. The record is from RefSeq and is a predicted model, not a curated record. Lineage: Eukaryota; Metazoa; Arthropoda; Insecta; Diptera; Culicidae. Gene Ontology annotation, molecular function: G protein-coupled receptor activity. The coding region runs from base 1180 to 3222 and encodes 680 amino acids. Gene Ontology annotation, cellular component: membrane. The transcript is spliced from 5 exons.
AAAGUAUAUAGCGCAGUUGUACUGCGGAUGUUUUCCGUAACGCACUGUGUUUCCCAUUCGUCUUAUCGCACGACGGAGAACGCCCGUUUGUGAGAGCAACGAGUACUCACGCGUGAUGGGUGAAGCUCGGUUGCUAGGUAGCAGCGAUGGAGACGCAUGGUUUCACACUGGUGGCAAUACGCAUCACAAACGACGCUCGAGCUCCGUCACACUUUUUGGGGGAACCCAGGAUCUUACACUACCACUACGACAAAGCACAGCUCAGCAUGCAUGGUGGUUGUUUGUGUGGGUGCACGAAAAACCGGAAGUAUGUUUCUCGGUCAGAGCAAACUCGCAGGAACUCGUCGUUCGCAGAACGAAACCAGUCAGUCAGUCGGUAAUAGUACGGGUAGUGAAGCAGUCGUCCAUCGUCGCGUUACGGUCGCGUUGGUCCGAAGGUGCAGAAGGGAUUCCUUCCCUUUUUGCCUGAGUGAGCUUGCGAAGGAUAAGGAUGAAAAAGAACUCUUCACCGAUCGGAACGACACGAAGGAUAAGAUGAAAAUUUAUCACCACUCGUCGGACACGGACAUCUGUCGCAAGUGUUGUGCACGUGUGUUUUCUGCCCGUAAAGUGUAAUGUGAUAAACGUUUGAAACGGCCCCCCGAUUGCGGUGACACCAUACAGUGAACACAGCGCCAGUAUCGAUUAUGCGAAUCGCGUGAGGGAAAGCACCAAGCGGUGACCUAAGCGGUAGUGUCUCAACAACAGAAAGAGACUGUGAUAGCUUGAUGGACGGGAUCGGGAGUCUGAUGACCUAAAAGCUUGCCAAAAAAAAGAGGAAAAGCUGCCAGCAGCGUGUACCCCGCGUGUCUACAUUUCCUGUCUCCGUGUCUUCCAGUAGCAACGGUGUGUCCGCGUGUGUGUGUGUGUACACCAGUUGAUGUGUUUACUUAUACGGGAUAGAGCGUAGCGGUGCGUGACAAAAUGGAGAAAGGGUAAUUGUGCGAUGUGAACCGACUGAUAGCGAGGUGUUUUUAAUUGAAUCCUCCCGGUGAAACUGAAGCUCGCUGGUGCCACUAUCCACUAUCCGCAUCUUAUCUAGUUCCCGUUCCCGUACGCUGAAUCUGUGUUCGCUAGUUUAACGCUUCGACUGUACCGGGAGCCACAGACGGCAUCCACAUCCUCAUCAUCAUCAUCAUCAUGCUAUCAAGGGUUGUACUUCCGGUGCUGCUGGUGCUGCAAUUUUCCGGCCAGCUACAAUGUGAAGGAAUAAGGGCUAAAUUUGCCAACUACGAAACGAAGUUUAUAAACGAUUUCAUCAACUUUACCCGCCCGGCUGGCGAUAUUAUGGAACCGAUCUACUACGAUUACGACGGUGGCACCAAAACGUCCGAUUACGAGACGGGCAUGACGCUCGGUGGCUUACCAAUACCGGAGGAGACACCGAGUCGUUCGGUAGCGACACACGGGGAAGUAACCCGACCACCGGACAUUUUUCCGGAUCCGGAUAAAAUAUACGCUUCCUUCAUUAACAAGAGCACGAUGAAACGGAACCGAUAUCCUGGGGAAGAGAAUGUGAUAAAAGUGUAUUCUUCGAAAUCGUUACGCAAGUCACCGCAGGCCCACACAACGGACGAUGAGACCUCUUUCGAUAAUCUGAACAACGAUAUGAAGGGGCACGAUUUUAUCGACAAUAUUAUGUACAUCUAUUACGGAACUAAUGGAAAUUUGCGCAAAGAUCUCGGUGGGAAUGUGAUCGUGAUUGGAGCUGUCUUUGCACUAGCACCGCAGAUACUGACCAUCAUCAUACUGUUCCUGAGAAAUCGUCGUCUGCGUCACUUUAAUGCUUUCUAUCCUAUCUGUUUGAAUUUGCUGCUGGCCCUGAUCGCGUCCAAUUUAUCCUUCAUACUAGGCGUACAGGCAACGCGGAACGUGAUCCGGUGUGAGUUGAUUGCACUACUGCUGCACUACUUACAUCUGAGUACGAGCAUUUGGUGCUUCAUUUACAUCUACGUAAUUUACGAUCUGCUUGCAAACGAGUGUACACCGAAGCUGAAGUACCAUUAUCUCAUGGGUUACGGUAUUCCGGCGGUGUACGUGUUGUUCUCAUACGCGUCUUCUAUCGAUCGAUUCGAGGUGCAUCGAUAUUGCUGGAUGUCAAUACAGAAGGGUAUGAUCGUGAGUUUUAUGGUGCCGAUAUCGUUCCUCAUCAUUCUUACGACCGUGCUCGGAACACUGAGUCUCAAGCGUAUCUCCACCAAGCAGACGGAGCUGCUGUGCGAAAGCAUUGAAAGUAUCAUCGAAACCACCUCCAAGUGUAACGACAUCAUCUAUCCCCGUUUGCCAUCGUUGGCCGGUGUUAAUAUGGCUAUGGUGUGCCGAAGCAACAGCUAUCCGCAGUUAGAACAAGUAAAGGAUCGUAACGUCUGCUGCCAGGAGUAUGCCGAUUGUGCAAAUCGUCACUCGGUGGUGACGUUACCACAACCGGCCACCACAGGCAUGGCGAUCACUCCCGGUAUGACAACGGCAGCCGCCAGCCAGUACGCAAUGAACGCCACCAAACGGUCGUUCGAUUGUUACGAUACACGGAUCGAUCUGGGACAGCUGUCACUGGCAGAACUAACCACACCGAGCAUGGCAUCGGAUGUGCAGGACUUUACCGAGUUCAAGAAGGCGAUCAAGUUUGGACUGUUCUUCCAACCGAUCUUCUCCGUGUGCUGGUUCCUGGAGAUAAUUGCCCUGGAGAACGUUCACUCGUGUGUGAUGCCGGUAAUAUUUGCCAUCAGUUUCAAUAUUUUGAAUUGGUGCAUGCUGGUGCGUUCCUCCAAUGUUUGUCCAUACGUUAGCUCCACGAUGGAGAAAACGCUUGAAAACCAGCAGAUAGGAUCCUGUGGCGAAUCACUGAACGGUACGAUUGGUCCCGGUGGAGAUAACGACGCAACACAGGCAAGCGUCUGUACCGAUACGAUUCCGUUGCUUUGUGCUUCCAACAGUGGAUCCACUGUCAUAAGUCCUAGUUCAACCGUAUGCGCUUCGAUAAAAGGCUCCGGAGCUACCGUUGCCACUCUACCACGCAAGUUCUCGGCCACUUCCAUCACAGAAGAACAGCAGCAACCUCUGUUCUACAGCAACUUCAUCGGUACAACCAACGUACCGAUGUCAUGGGAAUCGAGCAUUGAUUUAGGCGCUUACCAUCUGCACGAAACGAAAAAUGCUGACUGCAUCAGCACUAUCAGCAAUUAGAAGAUGACGCAUCACGACCGUCACUAACCAUUUUGUGUUGGAAUUGUACCGAACGCGUGAACGCGUCUGCUUGGUGAGACUAAGGAAAUUGGAACUGGAACCAUAUCAAGACGAUACUCCUCGUAGUUGAGACAAAUGUUUCUGGCUGCCCGGGCUGCUGAUCUUAGAUCGGAUAUUGACGGUAGCGUUUAGUUUGUGAUAAAGCUGUAGCGGUUAGCUGUUCCCGAUCAUCACUGGAUCGUUCUUUAGAUGCAUUGCAUAUAUGCGGAAGCAUUUCACAUCUUUGCCAGUUGUCAAACUAAUCAGUACCAUUUUCAAAGCUAUUUAAAAUUAGGCAAGAGUAGUUCACGAGUGAAGACAGGAAGAGUUUUAGUAUAAGAAGGUCGUUUUGAGCAACUCAUUUAAAGUUUUCAUUCACUAUCAGUAUGAUGCAAGCGCUUUUUCUUAAAUUGAUGAGGCAGAUUAAACUUGCACAAGUUUCAUAGAAUCUCGAAAUACUUCUGUUACACCUUGCAUAACGAAUAGUGUUUUUGUCAAGUUUCUUUGGAUUGUAAAUAAUGUAGUAGAUAAUUACUGUUACUGAUUUUUUUUAAUUGCGUGUAAGCAUUCAAAACCGCGCAUAACUUUAAAUUCACUUCAAACACACUUUGCCAGUUCAGUGACAGUUUUAAGCAAUAUUAUAUCCUGAAAAAAAGGAAUACUUUGAUAAAUUUUCUUAGAAGAAAGUGCGCUGAGAGUCAGGCACCGUCUGGUAUGACAUGUUUUAACUCCUCUAACUAACAUCUACAAUUGAAUAACGCACACAUCUGUUUCGAUGCGUCUAGAAAUGGUGAUAGAAUCAGAAUUAGGACAUUAAUAACAAUUUGCAGGAGCAAAAGGAAGCUAGCAAUACAUAAGGGAAGUUAGAAACUAUCCUUCCAAUACUCCAAACAGUAACGCAGGUCCUCCAAACAAUUGAUAUCAGGUGCAGGGUUUUGCAAGUUAAUCCAAACAGCAAACAACAACAGUAACACGUGAAGUUUCCUUUUAUUGGUGCUUUGCCACUGAUAGUACAAACGAUAUUCUAACACAAACAAACAACAAGGAUGGGAUUUGUGUGGACUACGACUACGAAGAGCGAAACCGAAUUCCGUGGUAACAGUAGUGUGUCAUUCUACAAGCAAACGAUCAAGUUUCGUAAAAAGUUUGAACAGAAACCUUCCGGUGUUGUGUUGUGAUAGGGGUUGACCCCCUUGACAGAGCAAAACAAGAAGAAUCAGUCACGAUUGUGAACGACCGUUUUAAUCGAAUAUAUCAACUUAUACUACCCAACAAUCUGGACGCUGGCUAGUGUAGCCACCAGCGUUUCACAUAAUCCAUUUCCAGUUAUAGCGCGUGUUGUAAUUAGCGAAUCUCAUAUGCACUCACUUUGUGACAGCAAAUACGAACAGACACACUUUUUACUCCUAUAACUUGUUUAUCCAGUUCGAAAAGAGUUGUAGCCAUCCCGCCAACAUUAAAACGCAUCUGGUGGAUGUUUAGGAUACAUCAUUGGAACGAUUGCAAAGCAAAUAGAAAUGCAGGCAGAAACGAAGGCAUGAAACUGAUCCUUCAAUAUCCUUUGAAGCGUGGCCAUUGACGUACGUCUCUUUAGGAGACAGAUUUAGUUGGAAAUGAUCAGGGGAAGGUAGUUUUAUGACGUGUUUUGCAUGGCUGCAGGCAUUUCAUCACUUGCCAUCACAUGGAAUUUCCGUCAUAAAAUUACGCUGUGGUCAUGCUUCUAGCAAUGCUGUCGCCUUCGGGAAAGAUUGCGCAAAAUUUUGAAGAAAACCGAUUUCCAUCUCCUAUGGUCGUGUUCCGAACAUUGAGUCAACCAGACGUAGUGACGAACUAUUUCUCAAAGGUGAAGUAUCCUAGUGAUAAUAUUUACAUUGAAAUAAAGGUAUUUAGACAAGUGUA